This is a messenger RNA of Vitrella brassicaformis, 1807 nucleotides long. Lineage: Eukaryota; Vitrellaceae. The record is from the annotation of a GenBank genome assembly.
CGUUCGCUGUGAUGAGGUCCAGCUAGCUGUCGAUGAACCACUGCAGGUAGUGGCCGCGUGCUUUGUUAGCUGCAUAGUGCACCAGGUUGUAGUCGCCGCCUUCGGUGGCGAGGGUGUGGUCUCGUUCGAUGAGUUGCCGAUACAUCGACAGCAACACCUUCAGAUACUCGGGGGGAGGCGGACUCAGCGGCUCGGGCAGCGCCAUCACUCUGUACCCCUGCAGGCGGAUGCCGGGCCGCUUCAUUAGCAGCUCGAAGGCCGUCUCGUUGCCACAUUCAAUCGCCAUUUGGAGGGGCGGGCUCCUCCGUCGAUUGGGGUGGGCUCCUCCGUCGAGGAGUGCAGUCAGGACGGCCGACUGCAGCCCGUCAGAUGACCACUGUGGCAGUGCGAUGGGAUGGCAGGCAUCACCGUCAUCGGCUUCGACAGUCUGGAUGGUGUAGCCCGACUUGUUGUCGAUGGCGAUGGCGAGGAGGGGGUAAAUGCACCAGGUGGGGUCUAUGUCGCGGCUGUCCCUGACCACCAGCCCAGGCAUGACAUCUGGGUCGGCGCCCUGCUGCCGGAUGAGGUCGGUCACUUCUCGCGCACUGGUGAAGCGGCGGCCGAUGAUCCACCGUGACAGCUCCCUGGUGGCGUCGUUGGUGCCCUUGAGGAAGCGAGCCUCCAGCUCAUCGAGUCCGAUGUCGCCGUCAGCCACAGGAACAGGAACAGCGGGAUCUGCCAGGCCACUGAGAGGAUGACCUGCACCCCACACAGCCACCAUACAACGGACAGUAAUUGUGCGCACAGGAUCCUCUCUCGCGUCUGUCUGGCGUACCUUCCUCCUCAUUCUCCCAGUCGUCGUCGGAGUAUCCGUAUCCGUCAUCGAUAUCGUCAUCUUGGUCGUCAUCACCAUCCUCCUCCUGCAUGCCAUCCUGACACACGACAAAAGAGGCGGGGGGCGGAAAAUGACGUAUGUGCAUCCAUCGCAUGGACCAGUGUUGGUGUUUAUGAGUGCCUCACCGAUUCGUCUCCAUCUGCUGCCUGCGGACCAUCACCACCAUCCUGCUGCUGCUGGCCGCCUGGAAAGCAACACACACCCUCACCGACUCGGCUCAAGUGUGGUGCUGGUGUGUGUGCGUCCAAUGGUCUGUGUGGCAGGUCUGAUCACUCACCGCUGUCUGCGCUAAUGUGAUGUCGUCCCUCCGGCUGCCCACUGCCGCCAUUGUUAUCCUCCUCAGCCAGAUCGUCUGCACACGCAAUCCAAGACACACACACACACGUGUGGCGCUGAUGCUGUGUGUGUGAUGUGUCACAUUCAUUCGUGUGUGGCGUACCUGCGUCGCCAUCGCCACUGUCCGCCAUGGCAGCGGAGGCCAUGUGGGUGUCGUGACCUCCGGACAUCUCACUCACUCAAACCGACACCAACAGCUGCACCGACCACACACAGAGGCAACGAGAGAUGGGCAGACACCUGAUGCAUGCCUUGUGUGUGUGUUCGCCCACCUAAGUAUGAGUCAAUGGUAUGCAAAGGCGCCCAAUCAGUCCGCCCCGUCAACAAGGCCGACCUGCACAACACCGACACACAAAGGCAGCAAGGCACAUUCAUUGUGGCUCGUGGUGAGCCCAUCGCGUCGCACUCACUGUCGGUGAGCGCUGCUAAGCCGCGCGAUGAUCAAUUCGCUCGUCAGGCAGGCCAGCAGAUCUGUCUUCACUGCCGCCAGACGAGAAACGUCUUAAGAAUGCUGGAUGGAGUGGAUGGAGGGACUCGUCCGCUCCACUGUUUGUCACAGCGCUCACGGCGAGAGCCUCUAAGCAGCAAAGCUCCGCC